AUGACAAUUCCCUAUGCAGAGCAACCAGCGACAUUGAUGAUCACUGUUCCUAGGCCGAUUCCAUAUGAGAGUGAGAGGGUCGUUCCUUGGCAUUAUGGCUUAGACGUGUAUUACUAUGGUACGAAGAAGGAGGAUGGACCGAAAGAGAAAUUUAUUGAGGCCGCAGUUGCCAACGCUGAUAAUUUCGCCGGUACUGGUAGGAUCACUUGCAGUGGUAGGCUGUUCUCUCCUCAGCCAGUACAAAACAAUGCAGAUGCUUUGGCUAGGGCCAAAGGUAAACAAGUGGUGACUGGUGGCCAGAACUCUCCAGUUCAUAAUGGGGCACCUGGUAAUGCUGUAUCUUCCAAGGAUGUGAAGGAGUUGUUGAGAAUUACCAAGAAGUCCGAUUACAAAGUUGUUGAGCAGUUGGGUCAGACCCAAUCAAAGAUUUCCAUCUUGCAAUUGCUGAUGUGUUCAGAGGGUCAUAGAGACGCUCUAUUGAGAAUUCUGAAUGGUGCCUACGUGCCGCAUGAAAUAUCUGUGAGUCAACUAGAAGCGGUGGCCAAUAAUAUUUCUGCUGGAAAUGGUUUGGGGUUUAUUGAUCGUGAUCUUCCUUCUGAGGGGAAAAACCACAACAAGGCUUUGCAUAUUUCGAUAGAGUGUAAGGGGACGACUUUGUCUAGUGUUUUGGUUGAUACCGGAUCGUCCUUGAAUGUGCUUCCCAAGUCGGCCCUUAUGAGAAAUGACUAUGCUGGUGUUAAGUUGAGGCCCAAUGAGUUGGUGGUACGUGCUUUUGAUGGUUCAAGGAGGUCCGUAUUCGGAGAAGUAGAUCUACCAAUCCAAGUUGGUCCUCAGAUCUUCACCAUGACCUUUUACGUGAUGGAUAUUCAACGUGUUUAUUAUUGUCUGUUGGGACGACCCUGGAUUCACAAGGCUGGCGCUAUGACAUCUACUCUACAUCAGAAGUUAAAGUAUCCAGUUGAUGGUAAGGUGGUGACAGUCUGUGGUGAGGAGGAUUACAUCCCAGAAACGAUUAUGUCUUCCUUGAAAGACGCACAGGUUGUUGUUGAGACUGGCAAGGUGGAAGGCUGGGGGCAAUUAAUUGAUGUGCAUCCCAAAUUUGACAAGAAUGGUCUUGGUUUCAGCACUGGGAAGCAGAAUGCGGCGCCCAAGCCUAAUAUCCUCAGCCCGAUCAAGUUUGUGAGUGGUGGUGUCAUUCAGAACAGUUAG
This is a messenger RNA of Vicia villosa (hairy vetch), 1209 nucleotides long. RefSeq lists its product as uncharacterized. The record is from RefSeq and is a predicted model, not a curated record. The transcript is spliced from 2 exons. NCBI's taxonomy places the organism in Eukaryota, Viridiplantae, Streptophyta, Magnoliopsida, Fabales, Fabaceae. Gene Ontology annotation, biological process: proteolysis. Gene Ontology annotation, molecular function: aspartic-type endopeptidase activity. Bases 1 to 1209 code for a protein of 402 amino acids.